GCCACGGUCUUGGGCCAUGACAGCAGCUGUCACAGGGACAAGCUCCAGCCUGGUCCUGCCCUGCCCGCAAAGCCUGAGGGCCUGGGGGUUCAGGGGGCCCCAAGGAGGCCCCGUCUGAGAGCCCCGUUCUGUCUUCCAGACGACUGCUUCUCCAAGUAGCAGAAGAGCAGCCCGGGCCUCCAGUGCAUGAGCGUCCACAUGGGACGGGGCGGGGGCUGGACGGGGCCAGCUUGGGGUCAGUGCCAGAGGCCAGCGGUCCCAGCCCAGGGUGGACACUGGCACCGCUCCCUCACCAUCUGCUGGGUUUUCCUGCAGAGAGAACAGAGCACAAAGCGUUUGGUGAAAGAUGAUGCACAAAAUAUCGUGGGAGGUGGGUUGAAAUGGGGCCCUAUGGGGUGGCCUGAGCCUCCAGGCACCGUGACAAACUACCAAGGCGGCGGCCGGGGACAGCGAGGUGAGCUGUCCCACAGCUCCCGAGCCCACGAGUCUGAGAGCAGGGGCUGCAGGGCUGCCCCCCUCCGGAGGCUCCUUCCUGCCUCUGCCAGCUGCUGGUGGCUCCAGAGGUCCCUUGGCUUGUGGCUGCAUCACCCUAACUUCCGCCUCAUGCCACCUUCUUCCCUCCCUGUCUCUGUCUCCUCCUGUAAGGACAGUUGUCAUCGGAUUGGGGGCCACCUAAGCCCCAGAUCUCCUCUUGAGACCCGCAACUUCACCACACGUGCAGCCCCUUCCGGAUAAGGUCACACUCACAGGCCCCAGGCAUUAGCAUGUGAACAUGUCUUUUUGGGGACGCUGUUCAGUCCCCUUCGAGCCCCCUCCCCCCCAAGACUAAGCCUCCUGUCUGAGAAGCAGGGCCCCCAAAGCCCCCACUGCAGGGGGCCCAGAGGUUUAAAGGAGGUGACGGGGGUGGCCACCAGAUCCACAGAGGCCCCUCCUGCCCCCGGGAGAUAAGCAAGUGUCACGGCCGGGACUCACCCCUCCCCCUCGGGGUCUGGUGACCAUAAGGGACGUGCCGCCUAUCUGGUUACUUUGUGGGUUAAAAGUGCUUGUCAGGUAUUUAUCAGAGACACGGGAAACUCAACGUCCACACGCAAACCUCCCCAGAAGUGCGCACGACGGCUCUGUUCGAGACCACCAGACCCCACACAGCCCAGCACCCCCCAACGGCAAAUGCCACACACGGGACGGGACUCGGCAGAGGAAGCGGGUGGGUGUCGGGGCUGCUGUGGGUGAACAGCCUGUCCCUGCGGGGUCCGCGCCCAUGGUGCGUUUCUCAGCGAGCUCGCAGGGACAGGGCUGCAGAGGCGGGGACAGAGUGCGGUUUCCGGAGGCCAGGAAUGGGAAGUGGGCACAGCUGCUGGGUCCUUGUGGGGAUGGACUGUUCCGGACCCCAACUGUGGUGAUGAACACACAGCCCUGCCGUGUAACGCAAGGAGCUGAACACACAGACAGGCUUACACACACAGGGGGAAGUGCCAGGGCAGGGGGGAGGCAGGGUCAGGGUCACUGUUAUUUCUCACAUCUGCGCACGAAUCUACAAUUCUCUCAGAAUAAACAGUUAGGAUGAAAAACUGUGUGUCCCUCCCGUGGCCCGAUGAGAUGCUGGCAGUUGCCGUCCUGUCGCUGCCCCUUCCCCGUCGCCGCCUGUAGCUCCCAGGCCACCACCAAGCCGGGCCCAUCCCGCCGCCCGUGGCUGAGUGAUUCCCCAGGAGCCCAGGGAACCUCCGCCCUCCCGUGUCCUGGGGACAGAGACCACGCUUCCUGCACGUGCGGCUGAGGCUCCCGGCCCCUCAGCACCCCCACGGCUCAGGCGGCACCUCCUGCAGCCGAGACCCACCCCACAGCCGCCACCCCGGGAUCUCUGCAAAGGGGACACACAUUGGGUGGCCUGGCUGGGGUCACUGGGCAGCCCCAAGCCCAGCUCUGUGUGCUGUCUGCACAGGGUCACCCACACCCCAGGGCCUGGGGGGAACUCGCCCCCGGCAGUGCCUGCCCACCCAGGAGCUGAGCUGAGCUGCCUGGGGGUGAGAGCGUGGGUGCCAGCCCCUCCCACGGGCACUCCAGGCUGUGGGGACACAGGCCUGGCAGAGCCGCAGUGCCCCUUCCAAGGACGCCCAGCGCCGAGUGGGGCACCUCCGUUGGCACAGGCGGGGCGGGAGGCACCCGGCACUCCACGGCCCAUGGCUUCCUGUUCCCCGUCCAGCUCCUGGUGCAGCCUGCUGAGCUGAGGCAGGGAACACGCAGGAAGCUGCCCUUGGCGCAGGGCUGCCGGUGCAGAAAGGCAGCAUUUGGAGCACAGCAGAGGGGUGCUGGGGGAGAUGACCCUCAUCACAGGAGAUGCCCUGGCCGGGGAUGUGGGCGGAGCCCCGCCUGGCCCCUGGAAGGAGGCACAGAGGGGAGCUGAGCCCAGAGCCGGGUGUCCCCAGCCCUCCCAUCCGGUGCACAGCAGCCCAAACCCAGGGUCCUCCAGGUGGGGGCAGUCUCAGGGUCAAGGGGUGGGGCCGAAAGAACCACUGAGAGACCACGUCACUGUGCGCGGCUGUGGCAGCCUCGGUCAAAGCAGAGCCAGUGAGCGGCUCGGACACGUCAGAGUGGAAAAGCAUGUCGAUAACCAACUCCCGACGUAACAGGGGCCACUGCCUCCCUUGCGCCCGCCAGGACACAACCUGAAACGGAAAACAGGACGGACGCCUCGAGAGACAGCACAGGUGCCAGAGAGCACAGCCGCCAGGACCCCGGCCACGCUGAGCCCUCCGCCGGGAGCCCGCGGCUCCGGUGUCCCUUCCCGUUUCUUUUCUCUGCUUGGUCCUGAGAUCCAGCCUGGCUGCGGCCGUGCCCGUCACGCUGGUGCGCAUUCCCAGGCCAGGUCCGCAGACCCAGACUCUGCCGUCCACUGGCUGUGCCGCCCUGGCCAGCCCCUCCCCCUCUCUGUGCCGCAGCGCCGCACCUGCAGAGCCCGGGGCGAUGACAGCGUCUGCGUCAUACGGUUGCUGUCAAGAGGGUACAGUCAGCGAAGACAUGUGAGCCAGGCAUCCCCACACCCGGGCACUUUCAAGGUCAGCGCUGUGCAGCUACCGCCGUCAGCACCCCCAGCCUGUGGCAGAGCGACGCCACCCCCAGCUGCUGUCAGGAGACCACACAGGGACAGAAGGGUCCUCGGACACACGGCAGGGCCUGUCCCUGGCCAUGCUGCGCAGACAAGCUUGGCCUGGAAUGAGGCUGGGGGAUCUCCGGGCUGUUCCCGGGGUCUCCCAGGGACCCCCAGCUGGUUCUCAGUCCAGGUUCUUUCCAGGGGUCCAGGGCCUCCCGGCCAGGCUGCAGCAUCUCUGGGCCCCUCGCUCUCCCUCGUGCCACCUGGUGCCGGGGACCCAGGCGGGCUUCCUGGAAGCACCAUGUGCCUCUGAGCACCCCACUCGAAAGUUAACGUCCUCGUCGAUGCCGUGUGAAAUACCCAAGGUUACUAUGUCGUCUCUCCUCUGUGCACCCACCUGUGGGGACCGUCAUGUCUCAGGGCUCAAAGACAGAGCCGGGCAGGGACUCUCUAGCACUUUACCCACGAUGCCGCAUGGGUGCCCCGGCAUCCUCUCUCAGCAUGUGGAAAGCGGAGCCCCCGUCUCCCCACCCAGCUUUGCUGCACCCCCCCCCGCCUCCUGUCUGGCCAGCGGCCGGCCCGGUGUCUAGCCAUGCGACUGGCAAGCAGGGAUCCACCUGAACGCUCUCCUGGCUCUCACCAACGCCGCGGCGAGUCCACUCUGCUCAGGACGGAUCAGACUCUGCCCCUCCCCCAGGUGGUCUCUGCCUCCUGUGGCCCCAAAGCCACUGUCCCUGGGCCGUGGGAAGUCAGUGCUCCGCUUCUGGGCAUGUGGGGGAGAUCCUGGUGGGCCCACUGCACCCCCCAUAAUGGCCUGGAAGUCUGAAUAAAAUGUAGUAACCAGCUCCCUGCAGGCACCAGUAGCCACAAGGGCAGAAACUGAAGCAAAGCUGGCACUGACUGCAUCCGCAACAACCCUACUCUCAAACGGUCACAUUCUGAAGUGCCAGGGUGAGAACUUCAACGUGUGCAUUUUGGGGGACACAGUUGAACCCGUAGGAGACCCCAGUCACUGUCCUUGUUCCGCUGCCCAGUUGGGGGCUGCAGCUCGUCUAACCAGGUGGGGCGUGCUUGGCAUAGCUGUCAGGAACCCUGGGCCCACCUGGUCCCGUGUGUACACCCUGUGUCCGCCCAGCCAUGUGCCGGGAACGGUGCGUACGUGAGGGCAGCUCAAGGUGACUGUGACACAGCACAGCCCAGGAAGCUGGCCUGGCCCGCGCUGGCUGUUGACUUUGGAAAUUGGCUCUGUGGAAACAGUUCUGGUGCCCAGAGCAGCAAAGAGGAGCGUAGACAGGGCUGGCAAUCGUCUCUGAGGAUUAAGAGCCCCACACCCCGCCAGGGACACGGCGGAGCCCUUCCACGUGGCCUCAGCUAUAUAAAUGCCGUGGGGCCAGCAUCACUGGAGCCAUAGCCCCCACCGUCACCAAACACAGACAGACCGUGCCGUGAAGAUGCGCCUGCUACUGCUGGCUGUGGUGCUCGUCCACGGGCUCCAGGCUCAAGAGAAGCAGCAGCCGGACGUGUCGAAGCUCUCGGGGACCUGGUACACCUCCUCCUUGGCCUCCAACAACUCUGCCCUGAUUGCACCCGGCGGGCCCUUCAGGGUUUUCCUGAACUCCAUGGAUGUGGACGACAGCAGCCUGACCGGGCACAUCCUGGUGCCGACAGACAGCCAGUGCUACGGGAGCUCCCUUGUCGCGUUGAAGACUGAUGCCGAGUGGUUCUACUUGGAGUUCUGGGGACGAAACAAGCUCUACAUAGCGGAUGUGGUGGCCGACAAGUUCUUGGUUCUGUACGUGAUCAACGAGCAGGAGGGUGUGACCAGCCUGGUGGCCGGUCUGUUCGCGCGGAGCCCCGUGGCAGAGCAGGAGUCCCUGGACAGGUUUGAGAGCAUCUGUGAGGACCUGGGCCUGGGCAAGGAGCAGAUCGUGUUCCUGGAGGACACCGAUCGCUGCCAGGAGUUCCGAGCCUAGGGCCAUCGGCACCUGCAACAGAAAUUCCGCCGAGAACGCCCCACCGUGCCCCUGCUGUGCGGUCCCUCCUGCCGCCUCGCCUGGGCCCCGUGUGCCCCUAGCGGGGUCUCUGCCCCUCCACGCUCUUCCCCUAGGCUGUGGUCCCUCCUUGCUCAAUAAACGAUUUUCCAUCA
This is a messenger RNA of Lemur catta (Ring-tailed lemur), 5234 nucleotides long. RefSeq names its product minor allergen Can f 2-like. Bases 4468 to 5061 code for a protein of 197 amino acids. Gene Ontology annotation, molecular function: small molecule binding. Lineage: Eukaryota; Metazoa; Chordata; Mammalia; Primates; Lemuridae. The transcript has 12 exons. The record is from RefSeq and is a predicted model, not a curated record.